Molecule: messenger RNA, 685 nt
Organism: Penaeus vannamei (Pacific white shrimp)
Lineage: Eukaryota; Metazoa; Arthropoda; Malacostraca; Decapoda; Penaeidae
Source: RefSeq, a predicted model, not a curated record
AUGUUCGGAACGUGCCUCGGGAGUUCCGACUUGUAUUACCUGUGCUCUCCAGAGGCCAACGUCUACGACAUAGAUUUCACACGGUUUAAAAUUCGCGACAUGGAUACGGACACGGUUUUGUUCGAGAUCGCGAAACCUCCGCCACAAGGGUCGAGUUCACGGUGGGCAGGCGGCCGGUGAACAAAUUCCGCAUGAUCGAGCGACACUUCUUCAGAGACAAGCUGCUCAAGACCUUCGACUUCGAGUUCGGAUUCUGCAUCCCCAACUCCAAGAACACCUGCGAGCACAUCUACGAGUUCCCCACGCUGCCCUACGAGCUCGCGGAAGAGAUGAUCCGCAACCCGUUCGACACCCGCAGCGACAGCUUCUACUUCGUCGACGACAAGCUGAUCAUGCAUAACAAGGCGGACUACGCUUACAACGGCGGCCUGCAGCAGUAACGACCACGGCGAAGAGGAGGACGACGGCGACGACGACGACGACGAUGCGGCGACGGCGAUGAGGAGGGCGACUUGCUCUCGGGCACCGUUCGUCGCCGCGGCUACGACUAGAUUGACUGGAAGAGAAGGGAAGAGGAGAGAAGAAGUAGAAGAACAGGCGAAGGAAGUAAUAGAGAGAGAAGAAUGGGUAAAGAAAGAGAGAGUGAAGAACAGGCAAAGAAAGAGAGAGUGAAGAACAGGCAAAG